UAUAUAAAAGGAUGCUCGCUAAUGGCGCACUUUCAGUUGGAUUCUGAGCGAGCUGCAAGCAGGACAGCAGAAGCUGGAUAGGAACCGAGAGGAGCGGAGCCGAGCUGAGUGUAACACCGAGCCGAGUGGGAAAUGGACACAGCUAGGAAAACUAGCUCACCGUAGUGAGUGUGUGUGUGAGAGUGUGCGUGUCUUAACUGUGUACAUAUAACCGUGUUCGCGACAGUGUUAGUGGCGUGUGCGUGCGAAAAGAACAGAGCUAGUGAGAUGCUCAACCAGGACUGAGACUGAGCGCCAGAGAUAAGGCCGGGAUAAGGCCGGAAUCCACUCUGAUUGACCAGCUGAAGCAGCCAGCCACAACCAUCGCACUGGCGUCGUUUUGCGAGCGCGGCUUAAUGCCCGACUCGAUGAUGGACAUGGAGCACCGGGACCACCAGCUGCACCGCCAGCAGCAGCAUCACCACCAGUCCGCCCGCCAGGUGGCCAGCACCAGUACCAGCACCUUUGCACCGCCAGCUCCGGCGGCCACCACGGCCAGUCCAUCGGCCGAUCAUCGAGAGCGGGAUCGGGAUAGGGAGCGGGAGCGUGAACGUGAACGCGAGCGGGAUCGUGACCUUCAUCUGCAUCAUCAUCAGCAGAGCAAUGCUGCUGCCUCAUCGCCGCUGCCCGUUAAUGCCACCAUGCAGCUGCACCAUCAGCAGCAGCAAACGCAGCAGCCGCUACAGAUGCAGCAGCAGCAGCAGCAGUUGCCGCCAUUGCAGCAGCGCGACCAUCACCAACAGCAGCAGCAGCAGCAGCAGCCGCAGCAGCAGCAACUGCAGCAAAUGGCACCACCACAACAGCAGCUGCCACACAGCCAUCAUGCGUUGAUGCAGCAAUCGCAGCAGCAGCAGGCCAUCCACCGAGCCGAGGCGCGACGAGAUACACAAGCAAAACAUUCACAUGGAUUUCUCUAUUCGGACGAGGAAAUCAGCGAUAAGGCAUCAACAUGCGGCAAAUUGCUAAUAUUUCUAUCCGUGGCACUUGUGAUAAUGACGUUACCAUUCAGUCUCUUCGUAUGCUUCAAGGUGGUGCAGGAGUACGAGCGCGCGGUUAUCUUCCGUUUGGGUCGACUCAUGCAGGGCGGUGCCAAGGGCCCAGGUAUCUUCUUCAUCCUGCCCUGCAUCGACUCGUAUGCCCGCGUGGACUUGCGUACCCGGACCUACGAUGUGCCACCGCAGGAGGUUCUCACAAAGGAUAGCGUUACGGUUUCGGUGGAUGCAGUGGUUUACUAUCGCGUAUCAAAUGCAACGGUCUCUAUAGCGAACGUGGAGAAUGCCCACCAUUCGACCAGACUACUGGCACAGACUACUCUACGAAACACAAUGGGAACUCGGCAUUUGCAUGAGAUACUCAGCGAGCGUAUGACGAUUUCCGGCACAAUGCAGGUUCAACUCGACGAAGCCACCGAUGCCUGGGGCAUCAAAGUUGAACGUGUUGAAAUCAAGGACGUGCGCCUGCCCGUGCAACUGCAACGCGCGAUGGCCGCCGAGGCAGAGGCCGCCCGUGAAGCCCGCGCCAAAGUCAUCGCCGCCGAAGGAGAGCAGAAGGCAUCUCGAGCAUUACGCGAGGCGUCGGAGGUGAUUGGCGAUUCGCCGGCCGCCCUCCAGCUGCGUUACCUGCAGACACUCAACACCAUAUCCGCGGAGAAGAACUCGACGAUUGUGUUCCCGCUUCCCAUCGAUUUGAUAACGUAUUUCCUGAAGACCAAUGAGGCCACAACGCAGCAGAAUGCGGCGGCGGCUGCGGCAGCGAUUGGCAAUACACCGCCACCGUUGCAGCUGGCACCGCAGCAGCAGCAAUAUCAGCAGCAGCCGUAUCAGCAGCAAUAUCAGCAGCCACAGCAGCAGCAGCAGCAACAACCGCAACAGCAGCAGCAGCAGCAACAACAGCCGCCGCAGCAGCAGCAGCAGCAAGCGCCUCAGCAGAUGCAACAACAACUGCAUCAGCAGGGACAGCAGAUCUCAUCCGCUAUGUAAAUCCGCUUCAGGUCAUCAUAUUGAUUCGGCAUUGUCGAAUCGAAAAUGCUCUGCACAAGGCUAAAGAAAAUUCCAGGGUAUCUAAGCUCACAAGUUGUACUUUAAAAAAUCCAAGAAACCAAGCAAAAUAUCGCUUAAUUAUGUUUCUUACUUGUUUUAAUCUGCAAUCUGUAAGCCUAGACAUUCGGUAUUUUCUUCGAGUUCUCUAAACUAUGGCUAAGUGAAUUUACAGGGUAUCAAAGUCAAAAUUUAGUACGCAGAAAACACCACCAGAAACAAAAUUAAAUCAGUCUCUUUUUUUUGUUUCUAACAUAUUUUCUCGUGCCAAGUAUACUCUUCGAUCCUCUGUCAUUUUAAACAAAUUAAUGGGUAUCAAAGCUGGUUAGCUGAAUUUUAAGUUUAAGAGGCACAUUCAUUAUCUCUUGUGUACUGUGUUUCUUUACUCAUUUUCAACUGAGCGCCUUGAUACCCCUUAAUAAGCCAUCGAAAUUAAAUGUUUGUGCAGAACAUUUCAUUAGUCAAAUAAAAACCAACGGAAACAACGAUUCAUGAGAAUCAAAAAAAUGUAGUUCAUAACACCGAUAAGUGCGAUUCGAAUGUGUUCGCCGGAAGGAGGCCCCAAUAGAUAUAUAAUUAUAUAUAUAAUAUUGGGAUUCUGAGGUCAUAUAGGUACGAAAAUACAAACCUAGACUAGUUUCAUACGAGGCGAAAAAUAGAGUUUAAUAUUUGUAGCUUUACGACCAGAGGAUGCAAUUCUAAAGAUAAUACGUAGGACUUAGCAAGGUGCAAUUUACCACACUAUAUAUAAAUAUAUAUAAAAACAAAAUGCAUAUACAUAUACAUAAGUUACAGGUAAGCCUGUCAAUUCAAAAAUCCCAAAAUAAAUCAAAAAAAUAAACUCUCUAAAACACUUCGCACAAAACAUUUACACAGUUAUCGAAAUAUCGUAAAUAAUCAGCAAGUUAAUAAUUCAAUAAUAUCAUAGUUAAAUCGAUGGCCGCUCAGGUGAAAAUUCUAAAACCAACCAGUUUUGAGAAUUUUGAAUUUGAAAAUUCGAUAUAGUCAAAAAUGGUUGGUUUGGUUUUGUAUUUUCACACCUAAAAACUGAUAUGACCAUUGAUUUUUGUUGUUUUUUUUUUUUGUUUUUUCUUAUCUCCUAAAUGUCCGUUUUCUUAAGUGUCAGUUAAGGGGUAUAUUUCUUUUCGAAAACCUAAUUAUUAAAAUGUUUUUGUUAUAAACUAUAUUUUAGACAAUUUUGUAAAGACAUUCUAUGAAAAUGAGGCGGAAAAUCGUCAAAUAAGACCAACGCCAAGAUGAAUUCGCUUCAUUUUAUAGAAUGCCUAAGCAAAAGAGGAUAAAUGUAGUAAUUUUUAAUUAAAAGGUGAGAGCAUACGAUUGUGAACAAUAUUUUCUAAAAACUUCUGAUAGUUGUCCUUUGCCACUUCGACACUAUCACUUCUAAGAAUUUGAUCAAUUUCGUCCCCAAAAUGUUACCCUUUGCAAAGGCGUCUCUGGGUAGCAUUUAACUUUUCUAUUUUUGCUUCACAAUCCUAGCUAUAUCCCUGUACUAUAUGUUUUUGUUAUAUACUACAUUUUAGAUGAAUUUGUAAAGACAUUCCAUGAAAAUGUUUCGGAAAAUCGUCAAACCAAGACCAACGCCAAGAUGAAUUUCGCUUCAUUCCAUAGAAUGUCUAAACAAAUUAGCAUAAAAGUAGUGGGAGCAUACGAUAAGUUUCUAAAAACUUCUGAUAGUUGUCCUUGCCACUUCGACACUAUCACUUUUAAAAUUUCUAGCGAUUUCGUCCACGAACCUAAGACAGUGGACUUUUUUUCUAAAUGUUACCCUUUGCAAAGGCGUCUUAGGGUAGCAUUUAGCAUUUUUGGCUCCACAAUUAUUUUUCGAUAUAAUCAGAAUUAUUUUAAUCACAACGAAUGACAUUAACUACAUUAAGAAAACGGGCCCGACGCAUAUUAUUAAUAUACAUAAUAUUGAACAGUUGAUAAAUGCAUUUUAAAAUGGAUUAACCUGGUUAGGAUAUGGGCCUACUUUGGGCAGAUAAUAGACAUAUUUGAACAGUUGAUGAAAGCGUUUUGUAAAUGUUUAGCCUUAAGAUGUUUGCCCUGUUAAUUAUGGAUGACUCUAAAUAUAUAUUGCUGUAUACUUAGCUCUUGCAUAUGAAUGUAUAAAACGUGAUCGGCUAUGCCUCGAUGUAUAUUAGAGAAAAAUGUUGUCCGCACUUGCAUAAGUAAAUACUUUAAAGUCUUGGUAUUGAUAUUGGAUAUUGAUAUUGAUAACUUGAAAUAUUACCAUGUGUAUAAAAUGUGAUGACACAAGUUGCAGAGUACACCCCGGAUUCCUAGUUACUUCAAUUGUUAUUCUGUUUCAACUAGAGUUUGCCCAGGAUACUAGCCGAUUUGUUCGAUUCACUUGCACCUCGGACGACUGUGGCCGAGACCAGUGGUUGCCAUAUGGAGCCUUACGAUCAAAUCCGUUAGUGAGCAACGUUCGUAGGUCCAAAUACGAAUGCCAAACAAUAAAUAAGAGUAAUACGAAUUUAUUGUACAUACAAUAAACAAAAAUAGCAAAUAUGCCCAAACUAUACAGAACUGUUUUACCCCAAAAUGCAUGGCGGAUAUGUACAUAUAUAUCCCCAACAUAUAUAUUCGCCCCCAAUAAGAUAUAUACAUCGUGCAGGAUCUUCUCUGUCGGAGUAGCGAGCCAAAAUGAAUACAUUAAUAUACAUUUGUCAGUAGUCACCAGUCCCUUAAAACAAAAACAAAAAAAGAUAAAGCAAAAUUAACCUAAAUCGAAUUAGAAUCGGUCCUUUCAAAGUGCAUUUGCAAGACACUGAAACGUUUACUUUUUAGCGCACUUCAUGGAUUAAAAUCGAGUUAUUGAAUUAAUUAUAUAUACAUAUACAAGACAAAACAUAACGAAUUACAUAUUAUGUACAAUUUUGCCUUUGAACAAUUUUUAAACGGAAACGAUUUCAUUAUUCUAUAUACAUACAUGUAUU
Molecule: messenger RNA, 5035 nt
Organism: Drosophila serrata
Lineage: Eukaryota; Metazoa; Arthropoda; Insecta; Diptera; Drosophilidae
Product: band 7 protein AGAP004871
Cellular component (GO): plasma membrane
Source: RefSeq, a predicted model, not a curated record